This is a messenger RNA of Stylophora pistillata, 1750 nucleotides long. Its product is annotated as serine incorporator 1. Gene Ontology annotation, cellular component: membrane. The record is from RefSeq and is a predicted model, not a curated record. NCBI's taxonomy places the organism in Eukaryota, Metazoa, Cnidaria, Anthozoa, Scleractinia, Pocilloporidae.
AUGCGGGUACCUGCGAAUUCAUUUUCAGUUGAUGAGUUGAGCACGGCUUGCAGUAAUUCAAUGUGUCUUGUGGACCACGAACAAAAGGGCUCGUUGGCUGAGCCGGGCUAUGAGCCCUUAUUGAUCACGAUUAAUGUGAAAAGUGUGGAAGAGUUCCGCGCUCGGAUUCACAAUGGUUUAUGGUACAUAAAGUUUCUGCUGUUGAUUGCUCUUAUCACAUGCUCACUAUUGAUACCACAGUCACUCUCAUUUAAUCGUGUUUGGAUGUACUUUGGUAUGGUCGGUGGAUUCCUUUUUAUCCUCAUUCAACUUGUGGUGCUCGUUGACAUGUCUCAUUCGUGGAGUGAGACCUGGGUCGAGAAGAUGGAGAAGGCCCCGACUCCUUGUCGUUCAAGGUGCUGGUAUUUGUCGUUCCUGUCUUGUACCGGCCUGCUGUUUAUCUUCUGCAUGGUUGCCGUGAUUUUAUUUUACAAGUACUUUGUGCGGGACGCUAAGUGUAGAACCAAUUUAUUCUUCGUCUCGUUCAGCUUGUGCCAGUGCGUCGCAGCGACAGUGAUCAGCGUUCUUCCUAAGGUUCAGGAGGCGCAGUCAGGCACUGGCUUGUUUCAAGCAUCCGUCGUGAUAACCUACACCACGUAUCUCACGUGGUCUGCCUUAUCGCACGAGCCAGAUGAUCUGUGCAAUCCUCCAGGUUACGUCUUAUCCGGUUAUGACCAGACGACAGGUUUGAGUAUGCAGGGAACUUUCAGCAGUCUAUUUGUUUUUGUCAUGCUCAUUUAUGCUAGUCUUAGCACAGCCAUGAGUGCUUCAAAAUUAAACAGAUGGCGUAUCAGCUACAAAGACUAUCCCGAAACAAAAGCAAACAACCUUCCAACGAAAAGCAGCGACGAUGUAGAGUCUGUAGACAAGGAAGACGAGUAUGUAGCUUAUAACUAUUCCUUAUUCCAUUUUGCACUGUUCUUUGCUUCAUUGCACAUUAUGAUGACGUUGACAAAUUGGUACAGCCCGUCACCGUCUACAAACCUCAGGCGGCUUCAAAGAUCUUGGCCAGCAGUUUGGAUCAAAAUGGGUUCGAGCAGCGCAUGUCUUUGCCUCUAUAUAUGGGCAUUGCUUGCCCCAGUGCUUCGUCCAAUGUUUCAGAAUUACGUCGAUGGGGAAGAAAAAGAAAGUGAAGAAAGGUCCCAUGUGGCCAAUGCACUCCCAACGUCCCAGAAUGCUUUGAGACAAUCUCAAAUGACAACCUGUGACGAAAUACGAGCAGAACAAAGCGCUGCAAAAGCAAAAGAAACUCUGCAAAAAGACUCUAAAUCGAACAAUUUGGACGAAAAAAGAACAGCCAGCAAUGAUAAUAAGGGAAAAGAACAAAAAAUGAAAGAUGCUCAGCCAACGGAUACAACGACGACACCCUUGUCUGAGGCUGACAAGGAGGUGUUGAGGCUCCAAGGGAAAGUUUUAAAACUGCAAGAGAAAAUUGCUAAAUUACAACAUAAGGUGGCUGAACUACAAGGAUUAAAUGUAUAACAAGCUUUCGUUAUCAUCUGUCUGUAAGCAGCUGAAUUGUUUUGAAACUGAAGAAUGAUAAAAAAAACAAAAUCCACCCAAUUUAUUGACCCAAGUUCACGUUUCAGUUGAUAAUAGAGACAAUAGGUAUAAGUAGAAAGAGACACCAUUUUGAGUUGGGGACAAUGGAACAAAUAGAACCUUAUGAAAGGAAGAUCACAACGUUUCGUUGACUGAUCAUUUUACUUGU